AUGGAAGGACUCGGCGUCGCUACCAGUAUUUUCGCGGUCAUAGAAUUGUCAGCCAAGGUCGCGUCGUUAUGCUUGCAGUACUCCACAGAUGUCAAGCACGCGAAGGACGAUAUCCUCCGACUGCGCGGACAAGUAACCGACCUGGAAAAUGCCUCGAGGACUAUCCACGAGUUACUCGAAAGGCCAAAUAGCGCGAGGCUCAAGGCUUCUCAGCAGCUACGCAUGGCAAUUCGUAGUAGUCAAUCGCAGCUACAAAGUCUUCAUGAUAACCUUCGCCCAAGGACAACUCGCCAGGCAAUGAGCCGGCUUGGACUUCGCUCUCUGAAAUGGCCAUUCCAGAGUAAGGAUAUCGAGAAGAUCGUCCAAGACCUCGGUCACUAUACACAGACCAUUCUUCUAGCGCUUCAGGUAGACCAAACAACUAUCCUGCUUAAUAUCGAUCAGAAGAUAGUACUCGACCGACUCCCUGUUGCUGUGGGAGCCUCCUUCGACUCCCUUGCCGAAGAACAAAACCCAACGUGCUUGUCAAACACGCGAACCGAACUCCUCGAUCACAUAAUUAAGUGGGCAAAGAAUUCGGACUCUGAGUCCAUCUUCUGGCUGAAUGGUAUGGCGGGCACUGGGAAGUCAACCAUUUCCCGCACUAUCGCCCAUUUUUUUGCUAGCACUGGCGACCUAGGCGCCAGCUUUUUCUUUAAGAGAGGGGAGGGUGACCGAGAGAACCCGGUUAAGCUUUUCACGACAAUAGCCGCUCAACUAGCAACGAAGAAACCCGCUAUCGCUCCUUAUAUCAAGAACGCCAUUGAUGCCGACCCCACUAUUAGCGACAAGGGACUAAGAGAACAGUUUGACAAACUUAUCUUGCAGCCUCUAUGCAGGGUCUCACCAAAUGCUGGAAAAGCCGAAUCUAUUGUAAUAGUUAUUGAUGCCCUAGAUGAGUGCGAUCCAGAAGAUAAAGUCAAACUUAUAAUUCACCACCUUGGCCGUGCUAAAAGCUUAGGGUUAAAAGUAUUCGUCACUAGCCGGCCAGAGCUUCCAAUUCGUCUGGGCUUUUCUGCGAUUAAGGGUCAAUAUCAAGACCUCAUUCUUCACGAAAUACCCACGCCAGUAAUAAAGAACGACAUAUCACUUUUCCUAGAGCAUGAAUUAGCAACAAUUCGAGAAAGCUAUAAUAGCUCAGUGCCGGAAGACAGACAACUAAACGCAGACUGGCCCAGUCAAUCUAGUGUCGACGCCCUGGUAACAAUGGCAAUUCCACUCUUCAUUUUCGCCGCUACUGUGUGUCGUUUUAUCGCCGAUCGUAAAGGCGGAAAAGGCCCCAAGGCACGACUUCACACAAUCCUAGAAUAUAAGACUAAAAGCCAAGAGUCCAAGCUUGAUGCAACUUAUCUACCUGUCCUUAAUCAGCUGCUCGUCGGGCACUCUGGGCGAGAGCGUGACGAGGUUCUGGAUCAAUUUCAACAGAUUAUUGGUUCAAUCAUACUUCUUGCAACUCCCUUGUCAACUUCUGCCCUAGCACAGCUCCUUGACAUUUCUAAAGAUACUAUCGAUAAUGGAUUAGAUAUGCUUCAUUCGGUCUUAAGCAUCCCGCCAUCAGCAGAGGCUCCAGUAAGACUACUGCAUCUCUCCUUCCGCGACUUUCUAGUGGAUCCUGGAAAGCAAGGACAUAACCCGUUCUGGAUUGAUGAAUCGCAAAGUCACGUAAGAAUAGCAGAUGCCUGUCUACGAAUUAUGAAGAAAUAUCUCCGGCAAGACAUCUGUGGUCUACGACCAUUAGGGCUGGAAGGCUCUAUAAUUAACAGCCAAAAGGUUAAUGAAAAUAUUCCUGCUGCGGUCAAGUACGCCUGCCGGAAUUGGACAUAUCACCUCCAAGGUGCAGGAAAUCAAGUUAGCGAUUAUGGAGAAGUUUUUCAAUUCCUAAAGCAGCAUUUCCUACACUGGGUCGAGGCGCUAAGUUUAAUACGACAAGCACCAGAAAGCAUUGAUUCACUUAAGAGUUUACAAGCCCUUCUACAGGAGGACAGUGAUAAUGAAUUAUCUGACUUUUUGAAGGACUGCCUGCGGAUUCUUCAACUUAAUCUAUCAAUCAUUAGCACCGCACCUCUUCAAAUAUAUUCUUCAGUCCUUAUAUUUACUCCACGCACGAGUAUUAUUAGGAAUCAAUUUAAGAACGCGAUACCUAACUGGAUAUAUCUCAAGCCAAGGACAGGGAGUAACUGGGAUCAAUGCAUGCAGACACUUGAAGGCCAUAGCGGCGGGGUUCGGUCCGUGGCCUUCUCGCCCGACUCGACGCUGGUGGCAUCAGCCUCAUACGAUAAGACGGUACGGCUAUGGCGCGCUGACACGGGCGAGUGCGUGCAGACACUCGAAGGCCAUAGCCACUGGGUUCUGUCCGUGGCCUUCUCACCCGACUCGUCGCUGGUGGCAUCAGCCUCAGACAAAACAGUACGGCUAUGGCGCGCUGACACGGGCGAGUGCGUGCAAACACUCGAAGGCCAUAGCAGCUCGGUUGAGUCCGUAGCCUUCUCGCCCGACUCGACACUGGUGGCAUCAACCUCAUACGACAAGACGGUACGGCUAUGGCGCGCUGACGCGGGCGAGUGCGUACAUACAUUCGAGGGCUAUAGCGACGCGGUUCGGUCCGUGGUCUUCUCACCCGACUCGACGCUGGUGGCAUCAGCCUCAGGCGAUAAGACAAUACGGUUAUGGCGCGCUGACACGGGCGAGUGCGUGCAGACACUCGAAGGCCAUAGCCACUGGGUUCUGUCCGUGGCCUUCUCGCCCAACUCGUCGCUGGUGGCAUCAGCCUCAUGCGAUAAGACGGUACGGCUAUGGCGCGCUGACACGGGCGAGUGCGUGCAGACACUCGAGGGCCAUAGCGUCACGGUUUGGUCUGUGACCUUCUCACCCGACUCAUUACUGGUAGCAUCAGCCUCAAACGAUAAGACGGUACGGCUAUGGCGCGCUGACACGGGCGAGUGCGUGCAGAAAUUCGAGGGCCAUAGUGAGUCAGUCCGGUCUGUGUCCUUCUCACCCGACUCGUCGCUGGUGACAUCAGCCUCAGAGGAUAAGACGGUACGGCUAUGGCGAGCUGACACGGGCGAGUGCGUGCAGACACUCGAGGGCCAUAGUAAGUCAGUUCAGUCAGUAGCCUUCUCACCCGACUCGUCGCUGGUGGCAUCAGCCUCAGACGACAAGACGGUACGGCUAUGGCGAGCCGACACGGGCGAGUGCCUACAGACACUCAAUAUUGGGGGUAGAUCUCGCCUAUCGUUUAAACCUACUCAUGUACAGCUUAUUACGGACAUGGGCGCAUUCACUACGACAGGAAGUAAUUAUAUUUUUCAUGCUACUGGCUAUGGAUUUAGCGAUGAAUGGGUUACGUGGAAUGGAAACAACCUGCUCUGGCUGCCAGUGGAAUAUCGGCCAGCGUGCAGCGCUGUGAGUAACUCAACUGUAGUAGUUGGCUGGGACACUUAG
Molecule: messenger RNA, 3480 nt
Organism: Trichoderma gamsii
Lineage: Eukaryota; Fungi; Ascomycota; Sordariomycetes; Hypocreales; Hypocreaceae
Exons: 4
Coding region: 1-3480 (1159 amino acids)
Biological process (GO): negative regulation of transcription by RNA polymerase II
Cellular component (GO): nucleus; transcription repressor complex
Molecular function (GO): protein binding
Source: RefSeq, a predicted model, not a curated record